Molecule: messenger RNA, 2362 nt
Organism: Nymphaea colorata (pocket water lily)
Lineage: Eukaryota; Viridiplantae; Streptophyta; Magnoliopsida; Nymphaeales; Nymphaeaceae
Exons: 8
Coding region: 380-2029 (549 amino acids)
Biological process (GO): mRNA 3'-end processing
Cellular component (GO): RNA polymerase II, holoenzyme
Molecular function (GO): RNA polymerase II complex binding
Source: RefSeq, a predicted model, not a curated record
UCUUACAGGUUCAGCCGUUUGGGUCGCCGCUGGCGUCAAGAUUAGUCUCUCUCUCUCUUUCGUCCGCACGACGGAACGGGUCUUCCUUUCUCUCUCUUAAUUCCUCUUUCUCUCCCUCUCUUUUCUUCUACUAUCACCUGUCAUCUGUUUGGUUGGAAUCUCCAAUCUCAUAUGCUAUGUUAUCAUAAUUGCUCCUGAUCGUCAAGGAGAAGACGAGCCGAGUCUUGUUUCGCACCUUCUAUUAACGGAAGGUGUGGGGGGAAGCGGACCGAGAAGAAACCCCAAACUCCUCUUCCCCCCCCCAUUUCCGUCCGGCGAUACCCUGCUGAGCGGUCCUCUUUCCCGAAGCACCUGUUCGUAUACAUGAACGGAUGACAAGAUGAACAACGUCUUCAGUAGCCAAAUAUUAGCUGAGAAGCUUUCCAAACUCAACAACUCUCAGCAAAGCAUUGAAACAUUAUCACAUUGGUGCAUUUUUCACCGGAAAAAAGCAAAACAGGUGGUUGAAACAUGGGAAAAAUUGUUUAGCAGCUCACAGAAAGACCAAUGCAUCUCUUUUCUAUACCUGGCUAAUGACAUCCUGCAGAACAGUAGAAGGAAAGGGAGUGAAUUUGUGAAUGAGUUUUGGAAGGUUCUGCCUGGUGCACUCAACAAGGUAGUGAAAAAUGAUGAUGAACAUGGGAAGCGCGUUGUCCUAAGAUUGAUAGAUAUAUGGGAGGAAAGGAAGGUCUUUGGAUCCCGUGGAAGUGGUCUUAAAGAUGAAAUGCUUGCAAAGGAACCUCCACCUUCAUUGGAGAACAAUGGCAAGAGUUCACACUCCAUCAAAAUAGCGCGGAAGGAUGCUCAUUCAAUCAGAGUAAAAUUAGCAAUUGGAGGCAUGCCAGAAAGAAUAGUAUCGGCAUUCCAAUCUGUACAUGAUGAUCAUUUCAAUGAAGAUACUGCCUUAAAUAAAUGUAAGGCUGCUAUCCGUCGCGUUGGAAAGAUGGAGAAGGAUGUGGAUGAUGCCCGUUCACAUGGAAAUCAACAGGAGUCAACCUUGGCAAAUGAACUGCAGGAGCAGGAAAACAUUUUGAGGCAAUGUAUUGCACAGCUUCAAAAUACUGAAGCGACAAGGACUGCUCUAGUUGCUCAGUUGAAGGAAGCAUUACAGGACCAGGAGUCAAAACUGGAGCUUAUUAGAACUCAGUUGCAAGUCGCACAAGCCCAAGCUGAACAAGCAAAAGCUAUGCAGCAACAGUUGCUUGCUGGACCCGCUUGUGGUCCGCCUGAAUUACCUUCUACUGUUGAACCUAAACAAGCUCAAGCACAGAUUGCAACAACCACAGCCAUCUCCAGUGCUACCCAUCCACAUCAGCCAGUGCCAUCUCAACCACUCACUUCUUCAGUGGACAUGAAAAUGACUUCUGAAGAACAAAAGAAAACUGCUGCUGCUGUUGCGGCAGAAGUUGCUGCCAAGUUAGCAGCGUCAACAUCCUCAGCUCAGAUGCUCACAUCUGUUUUCUCCUCUCUUGCUGCUGAAGAAGCCGCAUCCAUGAACUUUGGUUUGAAAACCAGCAGCUUUGGUCCAAGCAGCUUCCCAGCUGAUAAAAGACCAAAAUUGGAGAAGCCCAUGAUGGUUACCGACACAACUAGUUCUUAUGUUUCUCACUACCAGCAGCAACAGGGUGGUUCUCUUGCACAAGUCCCAGGCCAGGUGUCAACAAGUAGUUUGCAGCCUUCGCCUUUUCCACCACUUCCACCGUUGCCACCACCUGCUAUACAGCAACAGUAUGUGCAAGCAAGUGGUAUGAUGGUGGGGAUGCCGUAUAUGUAUAGUGGCAACAGUUUACCCCCCCAACCGCCAUUGCCUCCACAAAUGGCGGUGGCAAAAUCUGGUUCCACACAGAUGCAACAACCAGCCCCACAGCAGCAGCAGCAGCAACAACAACAACAACAACAACAUGGUGUUAUUCCUGGUUAUUACCAGGCACCAAAUGCUAGUUUCUAUACGCAAGGUGGUACACAACCAACUCAAGCCGUGCCUCGGUAGUUGUCUUUCCAGUACUGUUCCAUCAAUUUGUCGUGCUGAGGUCUGAUGCUUGGGUUGUCCACUUUAUGUGUAAGUCCAUCCUUAUGUACAUUUUGCAUGUAAACUGCAUGUGAAUGCUACUAUGCUGGAUCUUGUUGAAGCUUGCCUGUAGUAUGUCGUAAGAAUCCGGAGGGAGAGAAAGAAUAAUAGUAAUGUUAUGCACCGAUGAUUUUGAACUGUAAUUUAAUGCAUAUUAUGUAGCGAUCUGCUUUUAGAUGUAAGUUACCAUAAUUUAAAUUUCUGUACAUUUCAUCCUUCUAUCUUUUAUUUGUCAAGAUUUUGAUUCUUCAUGCA